AUUUUCAUCAUCUUGUCUGCGUACUCUCUGGCACUAUGAAAAUGCACACGCGUAAAGAAGAAGCCCGCUGAGGACGAAUUUAUUUGGAAACAAACUUUUGGAAUUUCAUGCAAUUUUGGGACCGCUGCCAAUUCUUAACUUAAUCUUGUCCGUAGGCUGUCAGUUGUCUUAACACUUCAACAUCAGACAGAAUGUACUGCCACAACCUGGUCCUUUUUGUAUUUUUGUAUUCCCUCACGCUACUGAUGAUGAUGUGCCUGCCACCAGCCUCAGCGCAGAAGUCGAAUGGUCCUCGGUGGCUUAUAGGGGACAGAGAGAGCCCAUGUUCCCCUCCGUGCUCCAGGAGUCACGGCAAGCCUGUGUGUGGGUCAGACGGACGCAGUUAUGAUACCAACUGUGACCUGGAGAGGGCGAAAUGCAAGGACCACACACUCACCCUCGCCCACAGGGGCAGAUGCAAAGGUAAAAACUGGAUGAGGAUAGAUCAGCCUCUUCCUGCGCCCACACUUGUUUCAGAGGUCAAAGAGCUGACAGAAGCGGCCCAGACGAAAUGCCGGACUGAGAGGAUUCAGGCUCUGGAACAGGCCAAGAGGCCACAGGAAUCCAUUUUUAUCCCAGAAUGCAAUGACGAUGGAACAUUUGCCCAGGUCCAAUGUCACACCCUCACAGGAUACUGCUGGUGCGUGACGACAGAUGGCAAGCCAGUCAGUGGCUCUUCUGUCCAGAACAAAACGCCAGUGUGUUCAGGAAACUUCCGUGAAUUUAUGGGAACUCGUGCUGGGACAAGUGGAUUGUCAGGGUCAGUAACCGAUAAGCCACCAGGACCUCCUAGCUCUGGCAGAAAAGAUCUUGUGUCACCUCUUCUGCACUGGGCUGCACUCAAGACAAAGUGCGUGUGCAACAGAUGUUUAUGUGACCGGCGGGUGGACGGUGGUUGUGUGCCACUGUAUCACUGUGGCUUUAGCCCCUCGACUACCAGGGCCUACAAUGCUGUGAGCCACAAGGAAAUCAGCCAGAAUGCAAUAGAACAUAAGUGGAUGAUGGUUCCAAGCCCACACCAACCAUGGAGACACAUGUUGUCCCAGAAGGUGAGGAGAUUACAGCUCCGACGUUGUGGAUUAAGCAGCUGGUGUACAAAGAGAACAAACAGAACAGUUCAAACAGUAGGAAGUCAGAAAGUUCCCUCUUGUGACCAGGAGAGGCAGACCGCUCAAGAUGAGGCUCGGCAGAACCUGCGGGAAGCCAUCUUCAUCCCUGACUGUGGCCUGCAGGGCCUCUACAAGCCGGUCCAGUGCCACCAGUCCACUGGUUACUGCUGGUGUGUGCUGGUGGACACUGGGAGACCCAUACCUGGAACCUCUGCAAGGUAUAAGAAACCAGAAUGUGACAGUGCGGCUCGUUCUCGAGACUCAGAAAUGGAAGAUCCUUUUAGAGACAGAGAUCUGACAGGAUGUCCAGAGGGAAAGAAAGUGGAAUUCAUAACCAGCCUGUUGGAUGCCCUUACUACUGACAUGGUGCAGGCUAUCAACUCACCAACCCCCUCUGGUGGUGGGAGGUUUGUUGAGCCUGACCCAAGCCACACACUGGAGGAACGGGUGGUUCAUUGGUACUUUGCCCAGCUGGAUAAUAACGGCAGUCACAAUAUCAACAAGAAGGAGAUGAAGCCCUUCAAGCGCUAUGUGAAGAAGAAAGCCAAACCUAAACGAUGCGCCCGCAAGUUCACCGACUACUGCGACCUUAACAAGGACAAGACCAUCUCCCUUCAAGAACUCAAAGGAUGCCUAGGAGUCAAUAAAGAGGGUAGCACUACAAGCAGCAGUCAGGGGACAAGUAGGUCGUCUGGUCUGAAGAUGGAAAGUUCCAGAAGAUGAGGCAGUAGCACAAAGCACAGUGGGAAGGCAUCUGUUCACUGCUGGAAGAGUACAACAAAGGAUUCUGAGAAAUUAUAAAGAGGUUCCUUAAGAAAAAAAAAAAAGAUGAAAAUGAUGUCAUGGAGCCAAAAUAUUUGCACUUUCUCCUCCCAUUUUUAGACAUUUUAUUAUGUCCUUUGUUUGUGUUGUAAACGUCUUAUUAAUAUGACUAUACUAUGUCCUAUAAUAUGAGAACACAGACUGUAAGUGUGAACGAUUACAUGCUUCCUUCCACAUUUUUAGCACAUCCACGCUCAAUCCAGACAGUAUUAUAGUUGUGUUUGAAUGAGACAUUUUUGAAUGUCAUUUUAAAAAAACAAGCAUUCUGUUUUGAAAUUAGCUUGUCUUUAAAUGCCUCUUCUUCGGUUUGCUUUUGUUUUUGAUAAUGUCCACUCAACCAGUAUGUUUGCUCAUUUGUUCACCUUGGCAACGGAUCUAAUGGAGCAUUGAUAGUGAAAAAGAAAUGGAGUGAAAUCAUUUCUGUCAACAAACAUUAGCUACGGUCUCUCAGACCUGCACCUAAGGACACUAGUAAUGCACACAUAACCAUCGCCUGAGAAUUAGCAGUAAGUUCCACAUGGUUUGUUCAGCAGUCAGAGGUCAAAAACACUAUCACGCAAAAUUAGUAUGGUAAAUGUCACGAAACACUUAGCUUUACUAUCUUCAAGUGGAUUGUUCAGUAAGUACAUGGUGUGUCUCACAUAGUGUUCUGUUGUUGUUGUUGCUGUUGUUUUCUCGUAAUGCCUUUAUCAAAUCUUGAACCUUCAAAUGACAAAUAGUACAGUAAGAAUGGGUGUUGUAAGUGCUGUAGACUGAUGUGUGCACAGAACUAAUCUAAUUUAGAAGUGCUUUUCAUAAGAAAUACUUCUUUCCAUACAUCAAUUAUUCCCGAGCUGGGUAUUUGCAUACACUUUUUGGACAUGUACUAUGGUAUUCUUUGAGGUACCUGGGAGUGACAUGUAGAUAGCAUGGUAAUCAUUCAGUGCCACUGUAUUUUACCAUGGUAUUACCAAAAUUAUGUUGUUUUUUUUUUUUUUGUAGGAUUCAAUUUUCUUCUCUGGGUAGAAAAGGAUUGUAUAAAUCAGAAGGUUUGUGUAGGUCUUACAAUAAUUCAGUGUAAAAAAAAAAAUAAAUUGUUUUCUCUGAGCUCAUGUCCUGUCUGGUGUGAUUUAUUGUUAAGCAUCUGUGUUAGCUGGAGUGUGUUCAAUAGCAAUGAUUUGUUUCUCCGCCAAGGUAAUCAACUAUAGUUAUGUUGCAGGAAUGACUAUGAGAAAUGGGUAAUUGAUUUAAAUUUAUUGAUUGUUUUAAAAUUGUAAUUAAAGUUAACUUCUGUGUCAUCAUUGACUGGGCUUUGAUAAUGGUAAUUUCUUGUUGAUUCCAAAAGCGAAACUUCCAAACUCUUGCAAGAAAACAAGAAAAUUAGAGAUAUAAACAUAUUUAACCCUUAUUUUGAUGACUAUACAUUUCCUCUUUAGGAAAGAUUUGUUUUGUGGCUCUUUAUGUUUGUUUGUAUGUGUAACACCCCCAUGUAUGUAUAUGUGUGAGUGUUUUAUCUUUCUGCGUGUGUGUUUUUGCUUUUCGACAUGUACUUGGAAGUCAUUACUUUGGCUUAAAAAUUUAAUUAGUCAAGUUGUAAAUAUUUAUCAUAUGUGCUUUUUUGUUUUGUUUGUUUUUUCUUCAAUUCACUCUUAAAACUUCAAUUAGAUUAUAUCGUAGAUUAAAUUGUUAGUAGGCAGUACAAAUCAUAAAAAAAAAAUUUUUCUUUUUUUUUUUCUGUUCAUCACAAUGUAAAAAUGAGAGUCAGUGACAAUACACAAAAGAAAAAAAAAUCUGUCUACUUGUUUUUCUAACAUUUUCUGAUUAUCUGCAUCAUCAUAAUGUAGAAAUGGCAGCGAGUGACAAUACACACAUGCAAAAUC
Messenger RNA from Sinocyclocheilus anshuiensis, 3829 nucleotides. It is a transcript of the gene smoc1, whose product is annotated as SPARC related modular calcium binding 1. The transcript is spliced from 17 exons. Gene Ontology annotation, molecular function: calcium ion binding; protein binding; heparin binding. Bases 192 to 1871 code for a protein of 559 amino acids. NCBI's taxonomy places the organism in Eukaryota, Metazoa, Chordata, Actinopteri, Cypriniformes, Cyprinidae. Gene Ontology annotation, cellular component: basement membrane. The record is from RefSeq and is a predicted model, not a curated record. Gene Ontology annotation, biological process: extracellular matrix organization.